This is a messenger RNA of Funneliformis caledonium, 135 nucleotides long. The record is from the annotation of a GenBank genome assembly. Lineage: Eukaryota; Fungi; Glomeromycota; Glomeromycetes; Glomerales; Glomeraceae.
UCAUUUAAAAUUGGAACUUGUUCAUCUUAUGCAAACGCAAUGGAAAAAUCAUCCAAGGAAUUGCAACAAGAGAAAGAGUUAAAAAGUAUAUAUUACAGUCAGAAUAACAGAGACAAUUGUAAGUGCUUGAACUAA